GAUGGAAAAGGGACCAAAAUAUCUAAAAUAAUUUGAAUAUCACUUGGUUGGAAUUUUUAUUGGAUUUCUUCGUUGGAUCAGAAGGAAGGGAUAAGAGGAUGAAUUGGAUUUUGGAUUUCUUUUCCAUGCAUUCAAAAUGGAUUUCCUUGACAUCAGGAGGUGGAUCACAUGGAUUUACAAGGGAAAUGGAGCCAGGAUUGGGAUAAUUUUUGUCGGAUCAGUACAUAUAUUAUGGUUAGGAGGAUAAGACUAAUUGUUGAUAAAACGUAACACACAAAACUGGAUCAAGGGGAGAAGGCACUAGCCAGGAUUCUGGACAACUUUGCUGUUGGACUCGUGGUGUUCUGCCUGUGGGAUCUCAAAAGACACUAAUGAUUGGCAGUUACACCACUUGGAGUGGAUUCCAACUAUUUCAGGAUUCUGGGCAACUUUUCCCCAUUGGAUUCACAUGCAUCUUAAUAAAGGAUAAAACAAUAGUGGAAUCAUGGAAUUUUGGACUGCCUGGAACAGUGGAUUGUCGUGGGAUAAAGAAGCCAGGAUUCUGAAAAUUUUAUGAUCAGUUUGUACAAACUGUAGGAACAUGUCAGGAUUCAUUUGCAAUAGGCACUUCUCAGUUGGACACACUAGGAGACUGCAGCUUGCAUGACUGGAUGGAAAUAGGACUACCAUUUGGGGAUGGAGUGGGAGAACAUCCAAUUCAAGAUGUCAAGACCAGCGCAACCGAAGGACAUCCUUCUCAUGUUUGAUCGGCCAACAGAGCCAAUCUUCAUGCCAAAGGGAGACAACAACAAUGUUGCAUUUGAUGUGCCUCCAGCUCUGUUGGAUAACCGAGUCAAUGCAGAUUCAGGACUGGUGAAUAGGCUUGGUGCAGGAGAGGCUGAUGAGCAUGUUCAAGUCAGGACUAUAGCUCUCCCAGACCUAACCGUACCCCAGUUGCUGAGUCGUGAACAGAACUUCUCACUGUUCAUCCCCUUACACCGCCAAGCUGCAGGGCGUCUCAUUGAGAUCCUGAUGGGAAUGCGCAACAUUGAUGACCUUGUAUCAAUGAGUGCAGCAUGUCGUGAGCGUGUCAACCCAUAUCUGUUCAAUUAUGCCCUGUCAGUGGCUAUUCUGCAUCGGCCUGACACCCGUAACUUGCAAGUACCCCCAUUGCUUGAGGCUUUUCCUGACAAGUUUGUGGAUGGGGCUAUCUUCAACAAAGCCAGACGGGAGUCCGAGAUCUUCCUCUCCGGCUCCAGGCAACCACUGGAGAUCCCGCUGGACUACACAGCAUCUGACCUAGACAUUGAGCACCGCAUAGCAUAUUUCCGUGAGGAUCCGGGCAUCAACCUGCACCACUGGCAUUGGCAUCUUGUGUACCCCUUCACAGGGCCCCGCAACAUAGUGGACAAGGACCGGCGUGGAGAGAUCUUUUAUUACAUGCACCAGCAGAUCAUUGCAAGAUACAACUUUGAACGGCUGUCCAAUAAGUUGGCACGUGUUAAACGCCUCCUCAACUGGCGAGAACCCAUACCAGAAGGCUACUUUCCGAAGCUGGACAGUCUUGUAGCAAGCAGGGUCUGGCCUUCACGCCAUUCCAAUGCUGUUAUGAGAGAUGUGAACAGAGAGCUGGACCAGUUGCAGGUGGACAUUGCCGACUGUGAGCGCUGGAGGGACCGCUUCUAUGAUGCGAUUCAUCAGGGCAGUGUGCUGAUGCCAAAUGGGAAUCGUGAAUUGCUGACUGAAGAGAAAGGCAUCGAUGUGCUGGGUAACCUGUUGGAGGCCAGCAUCCUCUCCCCCAACAUGAACGUGUAUGGAGACCUGCAUAACAUGGGACAUGUCUUAUUAGGACUCUGCCAUGAUCCUGAUGGGAGAAAUCUGGAAACAUUUAGUACGAUUGCUGACCCUGCAACAUCCAUGAGGGACCCUGUGUUCUUCCGCUUGCAUGCCUUUGUGGACGAUAUAUUCCAAGAACACAAAUCAACCUUGCCUCGCUAUGACGUUAACAGGCUCGGCUACAACGGUAUCACUGUUCGCUCUGUGGAUAUAGAGACACCAGGUGCACCAAAGAAUGAGUUAAGAACAUUCUGGAAGAAGGAUGAUGUUGAUCUUUCCCGAGGUAUGGACUUUACACCACGAGGCAAUGUGUUUGCACGGUUCACGCACCUCCAACAUACCGACUUUGUGUACAAGAUCCAGGUGGAGAACAGCACCAAUGGCCCAAAGGUAGGCACAGUAAGGAUCUUCUUGGCUCCCAAGUUUGACGAGCGAGGUGUCAACAUGUUGUUCCGGGACCAGAGACUGCUCUUUAUUGAACUGGACAAAUUCACUGUCACGUUGAAGCCUAAAUCAAACAUGAUCGAGCGGAGGUCAACCGAUUCUUCGCUGACAAUACCGUUUGAGCGGACAUUUCGUAACUUGCAAUUAAACCGACCAGGGGGGGGUGCAGCUCUCGAUGAGUUCAACUUCUGUGGCUGUGGCUGGCCACAACACAUGCUCAUUCCCAAGGGCUCUCCAGAGGGUAUGCCCUGUGAGCUGUUUGUCAUGAUCUCCAACUUUGAUGGUGAUAAGAUAAACCAGAAUACAGAGGGUGCAUGUGCUGAUGCUGCUAUUUUCUGUGGGAUACGGGAUAAACUGUACCCUGAUAAGCGAUCUAUGGGUUAUCCAUUUGAUCGCAUGCCUCGUGAUGGUGUCAACACUCUGCAGGACUUCCUCACACCCAAUAUGUCUGUUCGGGAUGUAACCAUCAAGUUCACAAACCGAACGGUUGGGGUGCAGGGUGGUGAGGAGCCAAACCGACUCACUUGAUGAGCAUGAGCAGCAGGCGACCACAACAGAAGAAAUGACCAAUGCUUUGUUAAGGUUAAUUCUUGGGUCCUGUCAGACUGAUGAGUGAGAGCCUCUGGGACAGCAUUCACAGUCACAGCCCAUAAUGUAGAGAAUAUCAUGAGCUUGAUUAUGCCUUUGAAAUUUCAAUGAGAACUUAACACUUUGCGUGAAAUAUUUAACUUUCUCUUUCCUCAACAGGCAACAGAGCACCAUAAUGGCCAUUCCCAGUUCACCUCUUGCCCAAGGAUGGAAACAGAUCCAGAUUCCAAAAUGUUUCAUUCUGUUUGAAAUAUGAGUCAUCCUAAAUUAAAACAGUAGAUUUGUAUCAGCAACGAAAAGAAGCCAAGACCAGCAAGACACGCAUAACUGGUAGGAAGGAAAUUGAUGUGUUUCUUUUUGGCCUGACUGGAAUAUAUAUUAAAGUCUUCAACUCCUUAAAGCACAACGGUAACUGUAUAUACCAUCUGUUUUAACAUUAAAUGUCGUGUUUUUCUCCUCAGCAUAUUUGUGUGUUUUGUAUUUCAUGUAAGAUAGGAACUGAAUUUCAUGUAUUGUUUAAAUGAGCUUCAAAUUUCAGAGGGGUAAUACUGAAUGAAUCAUCACUCUAUCAUUCUGGAACUUCCAAGAAUCCUCUGAACAAAUAAAGGAAAUGAUUUGUUCUUGCAAUAUAUAAACUUUAUUAAAUUGUAAUUGCAAAAUAUUUUUAGAAGUUUCAACUAGCAUCCUGUAAUAUCUCAAAGGGAAAUGUUUGUAUGCAUUUUAAUGUAGGAAAGGAGGUGUGCGGAACACCCUUUUCAUCCCAUUUCAUUUUUUCUCUCAGUUUUGUUAUUAUGUCAUCAGUUACUUCAUGUUUCUGGUCAUCUCUAUGUGUAGUUGGUCUUGCAACAGUCACAUGAAAUCUGUGAGAGGCACAUGAGAGCAAUCUGUUAAUACUCACAGUAAUGCAUGGUCUGACAACCAUGUGGCCCUGCAAGAUGAAGUACAGAUAGAAAGAGAUUGGAGAGCAUGUGAAUUGUCAGUAUGUGUUAAUGCCUCCUGUUAGUUAUAUAAGCUUGUCGAUACUGACAUAACUUGCACAUAAUAAAGAAGUGAGCAUUGA
This is a messenger RNA of Cryptotermes secundus, 3907 nucleotides long. Its product is annotated as phenoloxidase 1. The transcript is spliced from 13 exons. Gene Ontology annotation, molecular function: oxidoreductase activity. The record is from RefSeq and is a predicted model, not a curated record. NCBI's taxonomy places the organism in Eukaryota, Metazoa, Arthropoda, Insecta, Blattodea, Kalotermitidae. The coding region runs from base 676 to 2787 and encodes 703 amino acids.